Molecule: messenger RNA, 1317 nt
Organism: Drepanopeziza brunnea f. sp. 'multigermtubi' MB_m1
Lineage: Eukaryota; Fungi; Ascomycota; Leotiomycetes; Helotiales; Drepanopezizaceae
Source: RefSeq, a predicted model, not a curated record
AUGGCAAUCACCAAGAUCCACGCUCGUUCGGUCUACGACUCCCGCGGAAACCCAACCGUGGAGGUUGACGUCGUCACCGAGACUGGUCUUCAUCGUGCCAUCGUUCCUUCGGGCGCUUCUACCGGCCAACACGAGGCUGUUGAGCUCCGUGAUGGAGACAAGACCAAGUGGGCUGGAAAGGGUGUCACCAAGGCUGUGGGCAACGUCAACGAGAUCAUUGGCCCUGCCUUGAUCAAGGAGAACAUCGAUGUCAAGGACCAGUCAAAGGUUGACGAGUUCUUGAUCAAGCUCGAUGGUACCCCAAACAAGGGAAAGCUCGGUGCCAACGCCAUCCUCGGUGUCUCUUUGGCUGUUGCCAAGGCUGCUGCCGCUGAGAAGCAAAUUCCACUCUACGCCCACAUCUCCGACCUUGCCGGCACUAAGAAGCCAUAUGUUCUCCCCGUCCCCUUCAUGAACGUUCUUAACGGAGGAUCCCACGCUGGCGGACGUCUUGCUUUCCAGGAGUUCAUGAUCGUGCCUUCCAACGCUCCAUCUUUCAACGAGGCUCUCCGUCAAGGUGCUGAGGUUUACCACAUCUUGAAGUCUCUUGCGAAGAAGAAGUACGGACAGUCUGCUGGUAACGUCGGAGAUGAGGGUGGUGUUGCACCAGAUAUCCAGACCGCUGAGGAGGCUCUUGAGCUGAUCACCGCUGCUAUCGAAGCCGCUGGCUACACUGGCAAGAUGAACAUCGCCAUGGACGUUGCCUCCAGCGAGUUCUACAAGGAGGAUGCCAAGAAGUACGACCUGGACUUCAAGAACCCAGACAGUGACCCAACCAAGUGGCUCACCUACGAGCAACUUGCCGCUCAAUACAAGUCCCUCGCUGAGAAGUACCCGAUCGUCAGCAUCGAGGAUCCAUUCGCCGAGGACGACUGGGAGGCUUGGAGCUACUUCUACAAGACCUCUGACUUCCAAAUUGUCGGAGAUGAUUUGACCGUCACCAACCCCAUCCGCAUCAAGAAGGCUAUUGAGCUCAAGUCCUGCAACGCUCUGUUGCUCAAGGUCAACCAAAUCGGUACCCUCACCGAGUCUAUCCAGGCUGCCAAGGACUCCUACGCUGCUGGCUGGGGUGUCAUGGUUUCCCAUCGCUCCGGAGAAACUGAGGACGUUACCAUCGCUGAUAUCGUCGUUGGUAUCCGAGCUGGACAAAUCAAGACUGGUGCCCCCGCCCGAUCCGAGCGUCUGGCCAAGUUGAACCAGAUCUUGAGAAUCGAGGAGGAGCUCGGCGACAAGGCCAUCUAUGCCGGCACCGACUUCAGAACCUCAGUAAACUUGUAA